Molecule: messenger RNA, 4563 nt
Organism: Oryzias latipes (Japanese medaka)
Lineage: Eukaryota; Metazoa; Chordata; Actinopteri; Beloniformes; Adrianichthyidae
Product: WD repeat domain phosphoinositide-interacting protein 1
Molecular function (GO): protein binding
Source: RefSeq, a predicted model, not a curated record
CCAAUGGUGACUCACCUCAAAAUGACGCAUCAUCCCAUCAGCUGUUUUUGUUUUGUUGUAUUAACGUUCUUAAUAACACAUUAAUAUCACAUUUGAAACUAGCGGACAACAGAUUAGCUAUCCCGGUAGAGCAGUUGGCGGUUUUUAAAACCCGUUCGGGAUAUUACUGUCGGCGGGUGAUGCGUGCUGUCCGGGGGAAGCUGGCAGGACAAGAUUCGGGUCCAUAAACUAAGAGUGCGACUAGUGCGAGCGUGGCGCUUGAUCGGGAAGCAGAGAAGGGGAAGCGGACUCCAGUGUUGAUCGUCCCCAAGCCCACGGCCUCCGACCUCGGAAAGGCCGGGGUCCGCCGCGAACUGGGCGGCUGAGAUGGAGUCCCAGGACGCGCCGGAGAGCCCCGGACUACACCGAGGCUUCAUCUGUGCCUCGUUCAACCAAGACACCACUUCCUUGUCUGUGGGCACCAAAACUGGUUACCGGCUCUUUUCUGUCACAGCGGUGGACAAACUGGAAUGCAUCCACGAGGGAGCGGAAUGUCCGGACAUCUACAUUGUGGAGCGGCUGUUCUCCAGCAGCUUGGUGGUGGUGGUCAGUCUGUCCAUGCCCAGGAGAAUGAAUGUUUACCACUUCAAGAAGGGCACAGAGAUCUGUAACUACAGCUACUCCAACAACAUCCUCUCUGUCAGGCUCAACAGACAGCGGCUUGUGGUAUGCCUGGAAGAGUCCAUCUACAUCCAUAACAUCAGAGACAUGAAACUGCUCAAGACCCUCCUCAACACCCCCGUCAACCCAUCAGGCUUGUGUGCACUUUCUGUCAACCAGAGUAACUCCUACCUGGCGUACCCCGGCAGUGCCACCAUGGGAGAGAUAACCAUCUACGAUGCCAACAACCUGAGCACAGUGACUCUGAUCCAGGCUCACGACAGCCCUCUGGCAGCCCUCACAUUCAACGCCUCUGGCUCUAAACUAGCCAGCGCAUCAGAGAAGGGCACUGUAAUCAGAGUCUUCAGCAUUCCUGAAGGUCAGAAGCUGUUUGAAUUUCGACGAGGGAUGAAGAGAUAUGUUAGCAUCAGCUCGCUGUCCUUCAGUGCAGACGCUCAGUUCCUGUGUGCGUCCAGCAACACGGAGACCGUCCACAUAUUCAAGCUAGAGCAGCACAGCCCCAGUCAAGACGAAGAAUCUCCAACAUGGUCAGCAUACGUUGGCAAAAUGUUCACCGCGGCCAGCACCUACCUGCCCACCCACGUGUCGGACAUGAUGCACCAGGACCGAGCGUUUGCCACUGUACGUCUCAACAUGUUUGGCUUGAAGAACAUUUGUGCUCUUGCUACAAUUCAGAAACUUCCCAGACUGCUGGCGGCGUCCUCAGACGGGUUUCUUUACAUCUAUAACGUGGAUCCCCAGGAUGGAGGCGAGUGUGUCCUCGUUCAGAAACACAGACUCUUUGAAACCAGCGGGGAGCAAGAUGAACCAGAGGAAGAAGAGAGCCCAGAGGAUGUCUGUCCACAGCCAGCCAGUCAGUCUUACGCCGCCACUGUGGCGCUCCCAUCGACCCCGCCAUCAUCCACCACUCUCAUAGGCUAUUCUGAAGACGGUGGAGCCCAGAAGGGAGAAGUUAUCCCAGAGCACGAACUGGCUGAAAGCCCCAUUUGUCUGGAUGACGAAAAUGAGUUUCCUCCAGUUAGUAGUAACUAACCAAACCUUCCCAGCGUCUCGUGAGCUUCUCCCAACCCCGCUUUAAUAUCAAACGUGUUAUUUAUUUUGAGCGGGGAAGACGCGUUCUCAACGUGUUGACGCGCUGUGGCACUAUUUUUGCUUUUUCGGGUCAAAAUCUUAGAAAUUUCCCGCUGUGUCUGUGUUUUCCGUUCACCCCUCUCACCAGGAGACCUCAUGAGAAGUGUUCACAGCAGACAGUUCAAAUAGAAAUGUGCUUUGUAAAAGCAUUAACAUCAGUGUUAGGUAGAUAUUUCUGAAAAUGAUUGCUUAAAGCAAGAAACCUUUACAGCACGUAACAUAACUGAAAGAGGCGAGAAGAUACCGCUGUGGGUGGAAGGCUGAGUCUUCAUGGGUUUAAUUUUUUUGAAUGAGCAGAAAGUCUGGAUUAAAUUUAGUAAUCUUAGUCUCUAUUCCUACUUCAUGACCUGAUUCAGGGGUCUGCAACAUCAGGCUAAUGCUUAUUAAAAAAAAAUAGAUUACUUAGCUAUUUCACACAGGAUGUAUUUUAUUUUGAAAGGAACUUGGAUUGUGCUGCUGUAAAAUAAAUUCAAAUGGUUAUAAAUACAUAGAGCACAUUUUAACACAGUUAUAAUUCAAUUAUUUUAAAUAUUUAACAGCUAAAUUUUAUGAAUGAGAGGCUUAGUGGCCACAAAAAUAUAAAAAACUGUAAUUUAGUUUGGUCCAGAACCUGGCCCAAAUGGCUUUUUCUAGUGUUAAAAGGUUGCAGACCCCUGACUUUAUUUAACCCAAAGGUUAAAUAACUCCAUUAAAGAUUUUCCAGAUUUUUUUUAUUAAAGAAGAUGAUCCUACAUUGGAUGUAGAUCUUUGCACAUUUCCUCAUAUGCAGUAACUGUAACUCGGGGUUACUGCUGAUUGUGUGUCCAUCCAGCAUAUUAGUUUCCAAAGAUUCUUCCCGAUUUCUCUCAGGAUGACUUUAAUUUGAGGAUAUUUCCCAUUUUCCCUCGGGACCUGCUCACUUGAGACACUUUUAAUUAGCGUAUUUGGGUUGAGAAAGAUGUUUAAAAGGUUUGAGUGAAAGAUUUCCGUUUUGUAAGAUUUUAAGUCCACUGAAGAAAAGCAUUUUUAAUUGCGCAAACCUUCAAUUCAAAUCUAAAUAGGGUUUUGACGUCAUCUGUCAACCAAACAAAUUCUCCUUCCUUCCAGUGGAUAUAGUUUUGACAACAUUUCUGAUUAUUUCAAACACAAACUCCAGCAAUCCGUUACUUUUACCUGAUUUAGGUAUUUAAAGAAGGUAAUAGCUGUUCAUGAAGAUUUGAGAUGACGUUUAUAGCAUAAUCACACUAUUUCAUUUUAUAUCUCAUACUAAGUGCCGUAGGUGAGAAAAUACAUCUAAAAAAGGCCCAUUGUCUGCACAGAUAAAGCUCAUCGUGCACACAAACAUCCCAGUCUAAGGUCACCUGAUAUUUGCAGACCAUGCUCAGUAAAUUGUGGCUGUUGCAAAAAGUUUGAGAAGAUUCCCAUUUUUUAUUUUCGUUUGGGUGUGUCAUGUUGGAUAAAUCUGGUCAGUCUGGGUUUACCUGGUGGUUGCACAGGAUGCUUACUAACUUUAGUUCACUCACAGUUUAGGGAGAUUUUGUUCAAACAGUGAAGAAAACCGGCACAUUUGUUUCAGAGCCAGUUUAGAAUUCACGAAAAAUAUUUCCCAAAAAACUAUGAAGAUGGUGCCAUAAAUCAGGGCUGCUCAUUCCUGGUCCUGGAGAUCUACCACCCUGCCUGUUUUCCAGCUCUCCCUGCACUGCUUGCUGCUGAUGACCCGGACCAGGUGUGUUCAUUCAAUCAGAAUGUGGAGUCAUCUGAUGGAGCUAAUCAGCAGCUAGCAGGACUUGGAGAUCUGGAAAACAGUCAGGGUGGUAGAUCUCCAGGACCAGGAAUGAGCAGCCCUGCCAUAAAUCAUUUCCACAAAUCCAGAAUUCUGAUCUGAACACAGAGUGACGUGUCUGACCCAAAAUUUAGAAAAAUAAAUCUAUCUAACCUCAGAGCUAAACUUUCAUAAACUCACAGGUUUCAAGUAUUGAAUAAUUACAAGUUUCUUUAUUUUAUAUUUUACUUUUUGAACUUCACAUUCUGAUGAUGCUCAUUUCUACAAACUGGAGUAAAAAAAAAGUGAAGGUUUUAUAAACUUUACAGCCUAUAAAUGCCUGUAAAUCACCUCGGUAACAGCUAUAAGAUCAAGUUCAUAGGUCAUCAUAUAAAAAAGAAGGAUAUUUAGCAACAAAAAAAGUGAGAUAUAGUCAAAUUUGAAGCAAAAUUAGAGGUUUCAGUCUCUGAGGAAAAGAACAUCCAGAAGCUUUUAGACCUAUGAGUAGGGUGGGGAUGGAAGACGUGUCAUACCUCAUAAAGGUCGAAUAAAAAUGCAUAAAGCAUCAUUCAAAUUGUGACACAUUUCGACGUUCUGAAGCAGCUAUGAUGCUAACUCUUGUAGCAGCAGAUGUGAAAACGGAAGUCGCAAAGGUAACUUGAUGUGUCUGGAAGAGCAGCAAAUGGCAAAGUUACAGGUCCUUCCAUUUCAGUAAUACUUUGAGGACUUUUUUAUAUUUACCGAAUGAAUAUUGAAAAUAUAAAUCAUAGUUAUUUUUACGUUUGACGUAUCAAAUAUUCCCGUCAAAACAAGUAUUACACAUCCACACAUACUUACUGCAUAUAAGUAAUUUAUAUCGAGGGUUUGUAUUGUAUGUAUAUAACAUUUCUAUAAUGUACUUGUGUAGUACAAAAACUAGAUAACAAUGUGACUUGCCAAAAGAUAGCAAUGAUAGUACACCUUUGAGCUGUGUUUAUCCAUUCAGUACAGAACUUUUAAAGCAGAUACCCAAUAAAAUGUCAUGAAACUUU